Macadamia integrifolia is the source of this 1888-nucleotide messenger RNA. RefSeq names its product probable sugar phosphate/phosphate translocator At3g11320. The record is from RefSeq and is a predicted model, not a curated record. The coding region runs from base 585 to 1505 and encodes 306 amino acids. The transcript is spliced from 4 exons. Lineage: Eukaryota; Viridiplantae; Streptophyta; Magnoliopsida; Proteales; Proteaceae. Gene Ontology annotation, cellular component: Golgi apparatus. Gene Ontology annotation, molecular function: antiporter activity.
AAAAAAAAUUUGAAACGCAAGAAAUGAAAAUCAAAGUUGACGCCUGAGAGAGAAAGAAGAAAGAGAGAGAGGACCGUUCUUUCCGUUUUCACAUUUGCCUCAGAAGGCUUUGGUUACUUACGGUUAAAACCAGACACGACGCCGGAGAAAAAUACUAGGGGGGAAAGAAAAUAGGUUUUUAGUAAUAAACCAAAGUUCCCUCCUCUCCUCUCCUCCACCUCGUUUACUUUCUUCCCUUCAAUGGUUCCAAGCUCUCUUCUCUUCUUCUCCCUUUGAUAAGCUUGGUCGUUACCUUCUGAGAAAACCAUAAAUUUCAACUCUUUUCAGACAAUCAAAAUCUCUCAUGAAACUCUCUUAGAUCCAUGGGAGAUUAUCUUUCCUCUCUUGAUUACCUCAUUCUCUCUCUGGGAUCACAAAUGCUCCAUUCUACAUCCCCUUUCCACUCUACAUCUUAACCCUAGCGGUGCUGCCCCCAACAGAUCCAUGUUUUGCAGAUAGAAAGCUUUACCAAGUCUGUCCUGCGGCAAGCUCUCGUCUUCAGAUUUGAAAGGGAAAACCCUAGAGAAUUUUGACCCCAUUCUACGAUGAAGAGCUCGAGCCGUUUUUUCACGAUUGGGCUUGUGACGGCAUGGUACUCGUCCAACAUCGGGGUUUUGUUGCUCAACAAGUAUCUCCUUAGCAACUAUGGUUUCAAGUAUCCGAUCUUCCUCACCAUGUGUCACAUGACAGCAUGUUCCCUGCUCAGCUACGUCGCCAUUGCUUGGAUGAAGAUGGUCCCAAUGCAAACCAUCCGAUCCCGUGUUCAGUUCAUGAAGAUCGCUGCUCUGAGCCUCGUUUUUUGUGCUUCCGUUGUUAGCGGUAAUGUCUCGCUUCGAUUCCUUCCGGUGUCAUUCAACCAGGCAGUUGGUGCCACUACCCCAUUCUUUACCGCCUUGUUCGCCUAUAUCAUGACGGUGAAGAGGGAAUCUUGGCUGACUUACGUUACCCUCAUUCCUGUCGUUACAGGGGUCAUCAUUGCUAGCGGGGGUGAACCAAGUUUCCAUCUAUUUGGUUUUAUAAUGUGUGUUGGUGCUACUGCUGCAAGGGCACUCAAGUCAGUACUUCAAGGGAUUUUGCUGUCCUCCGAAGGAGAGAAGUUGAAUUCCAUGAACCUCCUGUUGUACAUGGCUCCAAUUGCUGUUGUGUUCCUACUUCCUGCGGCACUUAUAAUGGAGGAAAAUGUUGUUGGGAUCACGCUAGCACUUGCAAGAGAUGAUAGCAAGAUCCUUUGGUAUCUCCUCUUCAAUUCUGCACUUGCAUAUUUUGUGAAUUUGACCAACUUCUUGGUCACCAAACACACCAGUGCUUUAACUCUUCAGGUCCUUGGAAAUGCAAAAGGAGCUGUGGCUGUGGUGGUCUCUAUUUUGAUAUUCAGAAAUCCUGUUUCAGUGACUGGAAUGCUUGGUUACUCAUUAACAGUUAUGGGAGUUAUCCUUUACAGUGAAGUGAAGAAACGGAGCAAGUGAAGAAACCGUCUGAAACAGCAUACAAAUACAUUUUUCUUGUAUUUUACCUUUUUUUUUUUACGAGGGCCGCAACAUGCUUCUUGGAGCUGAGGUUGGUGCUAUUCAGCCGAUUCCAUAUAUUGCACCCUCCAAAUUCUUUUGUUGGAGACCGGCGAUAGAGUUUCCACCUGUAUCAAGUAUCAACAGCAACUGCCAGCUUAGGAAAGGCUAGGAAAAUCUCAAUAAGAGGAUUCAUUGGUCUGUCUUUUCUUCCCAUAAUAUAGGAAUGUCUACUAUUCUUUUCAGGUUCAGAAUUGGGUCUCCGCCCAAUUUUAUCUGUUUUUUAGACCUUUUGACAUCUCUUGAUUAAUUAAUGAAAGAUAUUCUGAUACUUUCUACCAUUA